Molecule: messenger RNA, 2102 nt
Organism: Betta splendens (Siamese fighting fish)
Lineage: Eukaryota; Metazoa; Chordata; Actinopteri; Anabantiformes; Osphronemidae
Product: D(2) dopamine receptor A-like
Exons: 2
Coding region: 339-1832 (497 amino acids)
Biological process (GO): G protein-coupled receptor signaling pathway
Cellular component (GO): membrane
Molecular function (GO): G protein-coupled receptor activity
Source: RefSeq, a predicted model, not a curated record
AAGACCAUAUGUUGCACAUGUUCCAUUCCAUCUUUGACUCCCAUUAGCUUUAUAAAGUUGCUCAAGCUCACUAAUGAUGACAUAACUACUAUUCAGAGAAGGCGGAAUACUUUUUUCCCACUCGACUCUGCUGUGAAUACACAGCACAGUCUUUAAUGACCGUGAGCGCUGAGGACUCCCCGGUGGCCACGAUGCUGUGGGCUGAUAAUGAAAAAGGGCGGACGCUUCGGUCCGAGCAGCAGACUCUCAUUAUCAUCACUCAGUCAAUGAAGAGCCGCGUGCUGGAAAAGAGAGAGAAUGAAUCCAGAGUUUAAUGUGUCCACACUUUGAUCCUGGACAUGGGAGACGCGCCCACAGCUGCGUGGGAUCACGGGAACAGCAGCGUCUGGGCCGGCGGCGUGGACGGCGCCUUCGUGGCGGCCCACGGCGCCAUCCUUCUGAUCACGUCCGUCGUGGGCACCGCGGCGAACGCGUUCGUGAUACUGGCGGUCUCCCACCAGAAGUCCCUGCAGACGGCGACCAACGCGCUGCUGGUGAACCUGGCCGUGGCGGACGCGCUGCGCUGCGCCGUGGACUGCCCCGUCCUCCUCGCCGUGGUCGUGAGCGUGCACCGCGGGGGGCGCGCGCACGCGGCGGUCUGCGACGCGCAGGCGGCCUCGUUCUCCUUCGGCUGCUGCAUCCAGCUGCUGACGCUGGCCUGCAUCAGCGCGGAGCGGUACCAGGCCAUCGCGCAGCCCUUCAGAAAGAGGCAACGGAGAAGGCGGAUCAUGGUUCUGAUCCCCCUCACGUGGACCCUGGCCGCUGUUCUGACCGUCUGUUGUCUCCUAUUCGUGAAGGACUCGCUUGUAAACGUGAGGUGUCAAGGGUCACAGGGCGCGUCUUCCUCCUAUGACGCCUUUGGACUGUACAUGCUGCUGCCUCUGUGGGCGACCUGCUUCAGCGUCAUCACCGGAUUCUAUGCGCGCAUAUUUGCCCUGGUGAGAGCUCACAAUCGCAAAAUAUUCGACAAAGGCACUUCACUCAUUCCUAACAAAGAGGAGGCCGUAAACACAGACAGGACAAAAGAAAGCGGACGAAAAGAGUCAGCGCGAACGCAGAAGCUCAGCAGAGAUCCUGCUCCACGACGCGUCUCCGUCAGUUCAAAAGGCGGGGCCCAAAAACACACAGGGGCCACGAUGGAGCUGGAAACAGAACGGCGGCACCAGGAGAAAACUUUCAGAAGAGGGCAGUUCAGCGCCUGCGUCACGGACGCUGGAGCGCAACCAGCGAAUGGAGGCGAUGCUGCGGGGGCCACAGAGGCGCCGAGCGGCCUGAACACAGAAAACCAGUCGAACGAGAAGGCAAAAAUUGAAAAGGUGCCCCCCGAAACCAAAGAACCCGGAUGCCAGGGUCCCUCUGCCGCACAGACACAAAACCCUGCUCUGUUGAUUGAGCCCAAAGGGGCAGAAACGUUGCGCCGAGCGCCUCCGCUACCUCCCGAGACGAGCAGCGCCGUGGUCAAAGGUGCGGUUUGCAUGAUGCCUUCAAAAGCAGGACGAGAGCGGGCGAACCAGAGCAAGGAGGGGAAACUAGCCCAGCGGGCGGGCUACAUCAUCAUCAGCUUCCUCGUGUUCUGGCUGCCGCUGGUCACGACCACGCUGGUCAACCUGGCCGUCUACAAACUCAGCCACGCUCAGAUAAAGAUCAUCCAGGACGUGGAGAUCCUGUCGGUGUCUGUCGCCUGCGUCACAUCGCUGAGCGAUCCCAUAAUAUACGCUGCAGUGAACCCUCAGUUCCGCACGGAGUAUUACAGGAUCAAAAGCGGGAUGAGAUCCAUGUUCAAGAAGAAAUGAGAACAUUUCCACGUGACAAGGGCCGUAGUUAAUAUUCUCUGCGUAGCUGAAUACAACAAUUGUUCAUAUUUGCCUCGUCGUUGUUCAAAUGUGAACUAAAUUAAACACCGGGCGUGGGAGUGACUUAUUUUACUUGAGUACAAGAGGCCAAUUAUUUUAUACGCUGCUGUGUUAUCUCAGAUUUUAUGCAGGCUGACUUCGCAGCAGUUACCAACCACGGGCCGGCCCAGUGCAAUCAACCCAGCGGGGGGGCACUCGUCUGUCUCCAGA